AUGGCGGACGUUUUGGGUAAACUCUCUGCUUUGGUGGAUCGCCUCAAGAGUGGAUCAACAACACCUGAAACAGACAUGAUGUUGAACACAAUUCCGAAAGAUCUUCUUGAGGAAAUUUUAUCGGAUAGUGGUGGCACAUUGGCCGAAUUUCAAGAUGUCGCCGUUGAUUUCCUGAAGUAUCUUCUACCAUCCUGUAGUAAAGACACUCUGGAAGACUAUGGUUCUCUCACUCCUCUUCUCCUUCAGCGCCUUAGGACUUCUGAGGAGAUGGAUUCCCUUGAUGACAUAGCUGCAUGUAUACUCUCCCUAUCCAUGGUAAACACUCAUGACCAAGCAGAGUACCUGCACGAUACUGUCGAUGUACUUUCAUCUUAUUGUAUCAAUAAUUCGAGAUACUUCCCAUUCACGCGGAUACUUCAGCGUCUUACAGACUGCAUCAUUGUUUUGCGACCUUCCUGCAGCAACUGCGAUCUUGUAUGCUCUAAUCAUACUUGGCCCGCCGAUACCAGGACGCUUAUAGACAGAGCUUUGAAGACGAAGACAGAAUUGAUUACGGAUGAUACAAGAGUUUUGGUAUUCCACUUAGUAAAAGAAGUAGUAGAGACUCUAGGAGUAAAAUGGUUUGCUCCUAACGUGCCACUGCUCUUAUUAUUAGUACAUCUUAUAGUUGUUCAAGUUCGAAUAAGCCUAGACAAGCCAGACAAUGUUGAUCCUCAAAUCCUCAGUGUCUGUUAUCACAUUCUCGAAAUGGGUAUACAAUGCGUAGAGGAGUCCACUCUCCUGGACGAUGCUGCGGCUACUCGUAUAGCAACUGCUGUACGCGAGGCUGCAUUUUAUUCUGUCGACUAUUGGGUAAAAACGGUUGAACAAGAAGAACAUUUGAAUGAGCAUGUCGAGCUUGUCUUAUAUCGUUUUGUUUCGUGUCUUUUGGCAAUAGGAGGUGCUGAAAUAUUACCAGUCCCACUCAUGCGAGAAUGUUCGCCACUAAUGCUCCAAGUUUUUCAACGGGAAAUAGUCAAUGGGAAUUAUUCGACUGCACACUUGCUUCUACCUAAUCUCGAUGUCUUGCCCAAAUUAACAAUGAAUGUCAUCACCUUACUCGUAGAAGUUGUAAUCGCACAGUACCCUAAUGGCGAGUGGAAAAGUGCACUAAAUGAGGUAGUAUUAACUCUCGAAAGCUUGAACGGACGAGUGGACUACUAUAAUGCAGAAACUUUGGCGGAGGCGCGUACAAAACUAAUGAAGGCUAUGCCAGAUUGUGAACUUUCUUCAAUGCUCGCAAAAUUGUGA
This is a messenger RNA of Haemonchus placei, 1290 nucleotides long. The record is from the annotation of a GenBank genome assembly. Lineage: Eukaryota; Metazoa; Nematoda; Chromadorea; Rhabditida; Trichostrongylidae.